This is a messenger RNA of Camellia sinensis, 792 nucleotides long. NCBI's taxonomy places the organism in Eukaryota, Viridiplantae, Streptophyta, Magnoliopsida, Ericales, Theaceae. The record is from RefSeq and is a predicted model, not a curated record.
AUGAAUUUCCCUGUAAAUAAGGAGCUUUGUGCUGCUAAGAACAAUAACAAUUUCCAAAAAUCACAUAUUGUUUCCUCCAAAACUCUGAAGAGAGGAUUGCCCGAUUGUUAUUCUCAAGUUGAUGCACCUGCAAGAACUUCCCAGAAGUUUAAAGUAAUUGCGAAAGAGGGUAGGUGUCAUCGUUUGCUUCCUGCAAAUCCAUCCCCUUUACCUGAAAAGAUAGAUGCUGUUUUGUCCUAUCGAGAAAUGCAGGGUGAAAAAAACUUUUAUACUUCUUUUAACAGCAGAACAACUCACUUUAUUGAAGUCGAUCUGGAGAGGGAGAAACCAAGCGGAGCUGUUGGAUGUUCGCAUGCAAUUAGCUUAGAACCUAAUGAUGCAAACAAUAUUACAUGCUCUGUGGCUAGAUGUAGCAUUACUAGCAAUGAUUCCUUUAAGUUGUAUUGUAAUUUUUCUAGAGGUCCUGUUGAAGAUACUGAAGGAAAUUGUAGUGAUGCUGAGUCUGUUUAUCAUAGGGGCUUUAAGGAAGGGAAUUGUUUCCUUUCCAGUCAGGUGGAAUUGGCAGAAGAAAUUCAUAGGUUAGAGUUACAUGCCUACUGUUGCGCUAUUGAGGCAUUGCAUGCAUUGGGACCCUUAAGUUGGGAACAAGAAACAUUGGUGACAAAUCUUCGCCUUUCGCUCCAUAUAUCAAAUGAUGAACAUUUGAUGGAGCUAAGGAACCUAGUUUCGACUGCUACCAGCAUGCCUCUUAGUUGACAGGGAAAAAAGAAAUCCCUUCCCCCUCACUUUAUU